AUGAGUUACCGAAAACACGAUGUUCACGAAUGCACCCUUCAGAAAACCGGAAGAAGCGGCGUUCUACUACCUCUUGCUCCUAUGUCUUCAUCUGCCAGGAAAUUCCUACGCUUCAUGAGAAUGCAAGCCCUUCUGAAUGAGCACAACAAGGAAAGUAGGAUAUUCUUCAGAAAUAAGUCUUCUAUGCUGUUAGAGCAGAAGAGACAGGUACGGACAUGCCACUGGUUCAUAAUACAUCCAUUCAGCAAACUCAGUAACAUCUUGGACUGGCUGUUUAUCCUGAUCUGGUUCCCGUCAUGCAUCACCAUACCUCUCCAAGGAGUACCAGCAACUUUUAGCCUUUGGAUUGAGUCAAACGUGAACGUCAUGUUAGGUGUAUUUCAAUUUCUUAUAAUAAUAUCCUUCUUUAUGGUUGGUUACGUUGACUACACACAUACGGGAGUAGUACUGAAUGAGAAAAGAAUUGCUUUUCGGUACUUGAGAUGGUACUUUAUUUUUGACGUUCUGACUGUAUUUGGCACAUGCGGAGCGAAGUACACCAUUACAGGAAGAGAUCCACUGGAAAUCUUUAUUUUCACCUCUAUAGCGACAGUUUCAGUUAUGGUUAGAUUACCAUACCUUCUCAAUACUUUAUACAAAAUACUAAAGCGUCUACGUUUUGGCAAGCCAAUUCGAUUUAUAGCACGCCACUCUGCUCUAUGCUUCAUCAUUCUUCAUAUAUUUACCGUCCACGUUUAUUCGAUCCCACUGAUAAUAUAUGGCGGAAGUUUUCCAUCUGACUCCUGGGUGAAAAAGGCUGGGCUAGAUGAUAUCAAAAGUAUCUCAUCAUUGGACAUCUACUACGAAUGUCAACUAACUGUAGUGUGUCACUUUUUUGGGGCAACGUACGACAAAUAUCCAGUCACCUUGCCUUGCGAAGAAAUUAUCUACGCUAUCAUCUUAUUCACAGGGCGUCUUUACACGAUAUUCUUUAUGGCAGAGGUUCUGCAGCUGUUUGGAUUAGUGAGCAUAUCGCAAAGCAAAUAUGAACAGUUCAUUCAUCAAGUAGAUGAGUACGUCAAGUCCAAAAAGCUGCCAGAUGAGCUCAGUGAGAGGCUGGUGAGGUAUUAUCAGAUCAAGUUGCAAAGACACUAUUUCAAUGAGUCCGAAAUACGUAACACGCUAUCUGAACACUUGAAAACUGAUAUAUUUCUGUUUGGAGCGAGAAGGUUAUUGGAGAAAAUGUCUAUGUUCCAAGCGCUAUCAGGAACGGUCAUUGCUGAAAUGCUAGCAUUUACUAAUUCUGAAACGUUCUUACCUGGGGAUACCAUAUUUAAAGCAGGAGUAGUAACUGAGAACAUCUACUUUAUAUCAUGGGGUACAGUGGCGAUUUACCACAGAAAUGGACAGGAAAUAGGUCAUCUGAAUGACGGAGAUGAGUUUGGAAUAGAUCUACCAGGGCAAGAAGUGCAGCGCUACACUUUCGUAGCAGUCGAGGUCAGUGAAAUCUACUAUGGGAAUAAAAAAGUUAUAAUGCAAGUCUUUGCUACAUACCCGCAAGUAUGGAGACAUUUCCAAAAUACUUGGUCUAAGAGAAUGUCGAAGUUUGGGCUUAUAGAACGACAAAUGGCCAGGGGUGACACCGUUGUAGAGUUACUAAGAGCCACUACUUUGUUAGAAGGGAGGCAAUAUAAGUACGAAACGGAAGACGCAUUUGAGAGAUAG
Molecule: messenger RNA, 1704 nt
Organism: Acanthoscelides obtectus
Lineage: Eukaryota; Metazoa; Arthropoda; Insecta; Coleoptera; Chrysomelidae
Source: the annotation of a GenBank genome assembly